GGCACUCUCAACUUCCUCGUCUGAAGGGACAGCAGCAUUUCAGCGCUCCUCGUCGCUCAUGGAAGUUUCUAGAACGAAAUGAGGACUAUUGUCGACCAGCAGGAUCUACUGAACAAAGCAGGACAUUCUUUUUGACGACUCGCUUCAAGCUGCGGUGCCUCCAUCAUGGGCUGCAUGUGCUCCAAGAAGGACCGGGAGUCUGUGGGCAAACAGAGCAGCGAGGUGCAGAGGAGCGGCCAGACCACCCACUAUGUCAAAGACCCCACUUCCAGGAACUCCAAAACUAACAAGAAGCCCUCCGGUGCACACAACACGACAGAUGGAGACGUGGUCGCCAUAGCGCUGUACGACUAUGACGCAAUCCACGACGGAGACCUGGGCUUCAAGAAGGGAGACAAGCUCCGCAUUUUGGAGGAGUCGGGGGAGUGGUGGCGAGCCAUGUCCGUCAUGACGGCACAGGAAGGCUUCAUCCCCAGCAACUACGUGGCCAAAGACACGCUGCAGACCGAGGAGUGGUUCUUCAAGGGUAUCAGCAGGAGAGACGCCGAGAGGCAGCUGCUGGCCCCUGGGAACCGAGUCGGCUCCUUCAUGAUCCGGGACAGCGAGACCAACAAGGGGAGCUUCUCUCUGUCAGUGCGAGACAGCGACGGCUCGUCAAAGGACGGCGACACGGUCAAACACUAUAAGAUCCGCACGCUGGACAAUGGAGGCUUCUACAUCUCGCCACGCAUCACCUUCAAAACGCUGCAAGAGCUGGUCAAGCAUUACAAGAAGCAGAGCGACGGACUCUGCCAAACCCUGACCAGCCCUUGUCUCAGCCCCAAACCGGAGAAGCCCUGGGAGAAAGACGCCUGGGAGAUCCCGAGGUCGUCACUGAAGCUGGAGAAGAAGCUUGGCGCUGGACAAUUUGGAGAAGUCUGGCUCGCCACGUACAACAAGCACACCAAGGUGGCGGUGAAGACCAUGAAGCCCGGGAGCAUGUCAGUGGAAGCCUUCAUGGCCGAGGCCAACCUGAUGAAGACUCUGCAGCACGACAAGCUGGUCCGACUCAACGCCGUGGUCACCAAGGAGGAGCCCAUAUACAUCAUCACGGAAUACAUGGAGAAAGGCAGUUUAUUGGACUUCCUCAAGAGCGACGAAGGCAACCGCAUCCCACUUCCCAAGCUCAUUGACUUCUCCGCCCAGACGGCGGAGGGCAUGGCCUUCAUCGAGCAGAGGAACUACAUCCACCGAGACCUGAGGGCUGCCAACAUCCUGGUCAGCAGAGCUCUGGUGUGCAAGAUCGCAGACUUUGGCCUCGCCCGCAUCAUCGAAGACAACGAGUACACGGCCAGAGAAGGGGCCAGAUUUCCCAUCAAGUGGACGGCCCCUGAAGCCAUCAACUACGGUUGCUUCACCAUCAAGUCGGACGUCUGGUCUUUUGGCAUCUUGCUGACAGAGAUCAUCAGUUAUGGACGCACGCCAUACCCAGGCAUGACAAACCCGGAGGUGAUCCGUUCCCUGGAGAAGGGCUACCGGAUGCAGCGUCAGGACACUUGCCCCAAGGAACUCUAUGAUAUCAUGCUGGAGUGCUGGAAGGACAAACCGGACAACCGGCCCACCUUCGAUUACCUGCAGAGCGUCCUGGAGGAUUUCUACACCGCCACGGAGAGCCAGUACCAGCAGCAGCCAUGAGCAGCGUGUACUUUCAUCAGAUUUUUGGACACCGAGAAAAAAACUUUCAAAGUAUUUUCCUUAAUGCUUCUGCACCAACAACAAGCGUCCAUCUUUACCCAAGGAGGGCUUGGAAGGGCUUUCUUCCUCUUUGUGCCUUUCCUGUCUUUGAAUAGUCUAUAGCUUUCACAUGUUAAUAUUAUAUGUUUGUGUGUGUGUGUGU
Messenger RNA from Entelurus aequoreus (snake pipefish), 1876 nucleotides. It is a transcript of the gene hck, whose product is annotated as HCK proto-oncogene, Src family tyrosine kinase. The transcript has 13 exons. Gene Ontology annotation, biological process: cell differentiation; cell surface receptor protein tyrosine kinase signaling pathway; protein phosphorylation. Gene Ontology annotation, cellular component: extrinsic component of cytoplasmic side of plasma membrane. The coding region runs from base 166 to 1674 and encodes 502 amino acids. The record is from RefSeq and is a predicted model, not a curated record. Gene Ontology annotation, molecular function: signaling receptor binding; non-membrane spanning protein tyrosine kinase activity; ATP binding. Lineage: Eukaryota; Metazoa; Chordata; Actinopteri; Syngnathiformes; Syngnathidae.